Messenger RNA from Carassius gibelio (silver crucian carp), 4745 nucleotides. RefSeq names its product zinc finger RNA-binding protein. Bases 79 to 3090 code for a protein of 1003 amino acids. The transcript is spliced from 19 exons. NCBI's taxonomy places the organism in Eukaryota, Metazoa, Chordata, Actinopteri, Cypriniformes, Cyprinidae. Gene Ontology annotation, molecular function: single-stranded RNA binding; zinc ion binding; double-stranded RNA binding. Gene Ontology annotation, cellular component: precatalytic spliceosome. The record is from RefSeq and is a predicted model, not a curated record.
ACGUCACGCACACGUGUCUGUCACGUGGUCGCAGGACACGCCCCCGCCGCUGUCACUGCUGCUGCUGCUGAAGUUUCUAUGAUGGCGGCCAGUAAUUAUUAUGGAUUCACGCAUGCAGCAGCCGCUGCCGCCGCCGGCCCGCAGUACAGUGCCCAGCCGCCUCCUGUGUAUUCCCACCCAACCACGGGCAGCUAUAGUGUCCAGCCCGUCCCUGCAGUGGCCCAUGCGGUGACAGCCUCGUACCCUUCUGCCACCGCCCAACCGGUGAGUCCCGUUGUAACUGCCCCUUACCCCACGUACCAGCCCCAUCCCGCCCCCAACUACGGCUACCGACAGCCCGAAACAUCCCCACAACUGACGCCCACCCCUCAAACUUACCAGGUGUUGGCUGAACCGGAGAAUUAUAGCUACGGUCGACCACCACCAGUCAGCAGCUUUGAGAACAAGCAGUACUUUCAAACGAGCAUCGCACCCGCGCAGAGAACCGUGACCGAGGCCUACUUCCAGACAGGGCUGAAAAGUGGCUACAGCCCCACGAGUACAGCGUACAGUCAGCCGCCUGUUCAACGGCAGGUCACCGCUCUCAAACCCCCUCCCGCUGUGAGCUCUGUGUCCUCUAGCUACACCAUCUACCCCACAUCAACCAGCGUGCAGCAAACUCCAGCCCCCAUAUCCACUUACACCCCUAGUUCUUCCUUCAACUCCACAGCUGCGACAUCCUACUCCGCCGGUCUCAGCUAUUCCAACUAUGAGUCUAGCAUUUACACAUCCACGCCUUCGUACUUCCAGCCGGCGCAGUUGGCGCCCCAACAGGCACAGCCUCAACCGCCCCUCCAGCAGCCACAACAGCCUCCACCACCACAGCAGACACAACAACCUCCCAAACAGCUCUCCAACUCCUCCUGGAGCAACAAGGGCAGCGGCGCACUCACCAGCUCCACCGUCAACACGUACAAGAAACCCGUUUUCCAUCAGAACAAGAUCCAGAAGCCCAAAGGUCCACCUAAACAGCCACAGCUGCACUAUUGCGAUAUCUGCAAGAUUAGCUGUGCUGGUCCACAGACGUAUCGAGAACAUCUGGAAGGACAGAAGCACAAGAAGAAAGAGGCGGCUCAGAAGAGUGGCAGUCAGGUGACUAACGGACCUCGCGGUGUCCAGACGCAGCUGCGCUGUGAACUGUGUGAUGUCUCAUGCACCGGCGCCGAUGCAUACGCCGCACACAUCCGGGGAUCCAAGCACCAGAAGGUGGUGAAGUUGCACACCAAACUUGGCAAACCCAUCCCUUCCACGGAGCCCGUUUUCGUGAACUCUGCCCCUGCUACUGUGACGAUGACUACUAGCAAGACAGCGGUGAAAACCACUCCUACCCCAACAUCGGUUGCGCAGAAGACUCCGGCGGUGACUCUUUCCAAACCUGUGGCGUCUCCUGCCGAGAAACCUGCCACUGCUAAAGUUGCCAUUAUCGGCAGCAGAACGUCCACACCAGCUCCGGUAAAACUGGAGGAGGUGAAGCCAACUGUGGUGAAGACGGACACUUUGAGCGACGAUGAGGACGGUGACGGGACUGGAGCUCAAGGAGACAUUCAGCCCGUGGGACACGAUUAUGUUGAAGAAGUUCGAAAUGAUGACGGAAAGGUGAUUCGCUUUCACUGUAAGCUGUGUGAAUGCAGUUUCAAUGAUCCCAAUGCUAAAGACAUGCACCUGAAGGGACGGAGACACCGACUGCAGUACAAGAAAAAAGUGAACCCAGACCUCCCAGUGGAGAUCAAGCCCAGCAAUCGAGCGCGGAAACUUCUGGAAGUCAAACUGCGAAAGCAGAAACAGAAAUCUGUGCUGAAGAGACAACAAGAGGACGAACAACGCUGGUACACAGAAAUGAGCAGGAGGUACGAGGAGGACAUGUACUGGAGGAGGAUGGAGGAUGAGCAGUUAUACUGGGUGGAGAUGAGGCACAGAAUGGCUCCGCCCCCUCUCAUGGGCCGGCCCAGCAUCCCGGUGCCUCCCCUAUUGCCCGUGCGGCGUCCUGAUUCGCCCGACGACCGCCACAUCAUGGCCAAACACUCGGCCAUCUACCCCGUGGAGGAGGAGCUUCAGGCCGUCCAGCGAAUCGUGUCGCAUUCUGAGCGCGCUCUCAAACUGGUGUCCGAUUCGCUGCUGGAGAAGGAGGCGUGUGCUGCGGACGACGACAACGACGUGGCGGACAAACAGUCGGAGUCUCAGGCUCGUGUUCUCAAAGGAGUCAUGCGUGUGGGAAUCCUGGCUAAAGGUCUCCUCCUGCGUGGCGACCGCAAUGUCCAGCUCAUCUUGUUGGCGGCCAAGAAACCCACCGCCUCUCUGUUGAGAACCGUUGCAGAACAACUGCCCAAACAGCUAGCGACCUUUUCUGAAGAUCAGUAUGAGGUGCAGGUACACCCUGAGGAAGCCAACAUCGUCAUUUUUUCAAGCAAGGAACCAAAAAUGCAGGUCACCAUCUCUCUUACCUCGCCAGUGAUGCGCGAAGACCCCGUCCCCAACAUGGAGAAAGUGUCAGAAAAAGACCCUCUGGAUGUUCUCAGCAGGACCAAGUGCCUUGAGAAUUUAGCAGCUCUGCGACAUGCUAAAUGGUUUCAGGCUCGAGCAAACGGUCUUCAGUCUUGCGUCAUCGUUAUUCGGGUUCUGCGGGAUCUCUGUCAGCGUGUACCUACCUGGGGCAAGAUGCCUGACUGGGCCAUGGAGCUGCUUGUUGAAAAAGUUAUUAGCAGUGCAUCGGGUCCAAUCAGUCCUGGAGAAGCUCUGCGGAGGGUCCUCGAAUGCAUCGCCACCGGGGUUCUCCUGCCAGAUGGUCCAGGUCUUCUCGACCCGUGUGAGAAAGGUCAAACAGAUGCUCUGGGAAGCGUUUCGAAACAAGCUCGGGAGGAUGUGACUGCCAGUGCCCAGCAUGCGCUGCGACUGCUGGCUUUCCGUCAGAUCCAUAAAGUCCUCGGCAUGGGCUCGCUGCCGGUCUCCAAGACUGGAGCUCGAAACCGCAAGAGACGGCGCGACGGCAGCGACACCGGCGAGGGAGAAGCCGACGGAAAGAAGGAUAAAAAAGAUGAUUCUCACAUCCCUUGAGACCUCUGCGUAAUCCUCGCAAGCUGUUAUGUCCUUAAGAAAUGUAUAAAUAUCACUCGAAGGGGAAAAAACACAACAUCCGAUGGUUCCUUUUUUCAAAAGGACAAGAGAUGGAAAAAAACGUAGUCGUUCCUCUUUUAAUGAUGCAAUACGUUUUUCUAUUACAUUUGAGCUGAAAAUAGGCCCAAAUGCAGCAGCCGCACCCCUUUGUCAGAACAUCAGAUGAUGAGUGAACGUCGCUGACAAUCAGUGACCAAAAUAAUAAUAUAUAAAGUUACUGAACGUCACAUCAGCUCUAUUAGGCACUUUGACAUAUUAAUGGCACUUAAUUAAAAGCUUUAAUUAUCCAGACACAGGCCAGUCUUUUUUGUUUACAUCAUAUAUAUAUAUAUAUAUAUAUAUAUAUAUAUAUAUAUAUAUAUAUAUAUAUAUAUAUAUAUAAUUUUUAUUUUAUUUUUACAGUGGGGCCCAAAACUCUUAUGUCCACAUUGACAUUUUUAUUUCCCAGACAUUUUAAAAAUAAAUGUUGUAUUAUUUUGAAAAAUCUAAAAUGACCAUCAUAGCAAAAAAUUUAUACGAAUCAAUUACUAAUAAAAAUACGGUAAUUUAGUGACAGUGCAAUAUGUAAGCAGAUGGACAUUGCUGUCAAAUUUUUUGGCAGAAAAUACAAUUUAAAUUUGUUUUUUUUUUCUGGAAAAAUUAUUAAAAUAUUAUAUAUAUUUUUUUUCUGGAAAGAUAAUAAUAAUAAAAAAAAAGAUUCCUUGAAAAAAAUUUUUUUUUAAAUACAUUUUAUUUAUUUUUCAUGGAAAAAAAUGAAUUCUCAGACUUUUGGAUCCCACUGUAUAAACACAAAAUAUUUAGAUAUAUUUAGAAAUAUAAAUCUGUUCUAUGUAAUAUUAUUAUAAUGUACUAUAUAAUAAUAUCAUGUAUGAUAUUAUUGCAAAUUAAUUAGUUUCUCUACUCUGUAUCUUUAAAAAAAAAAAAAAAUUUUUUAAAACACAUAGUAUAGUAUUCACUAAUAAGCGACACGAUUCAGCUUUGUGUGGUUGUUUAUUAACCCGACACUGGAUUUAUACACGCUUAGGCAUCAGAUCAGAGGAAAUAAGAAAAUCGAAUAAAAUAUUUAGAUUUAUUACUCCUCUGCGGUCAUUAUUUUUAUUUGCAUACCGAUUAAUUGCUCAUUUCACAGCGCGAAGCUGGCGUUUCGACAGGGUUUCGAGUCGUCGUUAUCUAGCGAACGACGCGAAAACACAACGGUAAAGUCUGUGGUUCUUCACACGUGCCUGCGGUAAAGACUUAAAGUACUUGAAAUGUGAACGAGGAGGUGAAUUUACGGUUCUUCAUAUUGCAAUAUAAUAUAAUCUAAUACCUCUCUAUUCUUACAUUUUUAUACAAAAGAGUAAAAUCUAACGAGAGAUGCGCAGUUCGGUAGAAAGGUUGCUGAGCGUAUAUCGAACUGAUUAUUCGUGUCGCCUGAGUUUGCGCUCUGCCAGCUGUUUCUACGUACAAUGCGAACGUAUGCCGGCGUUUUUAAAUGUUCCUGUUGAGUGUUUGUUCUGGUUUUGUGGGACUGUGAAUAAUUGUAGUGUGAUCUUUCUUUCUUUCAGUUGGAAUAUCUGUGUAGUGCUGCUUCACUAAAUAAACGGAGAAAACGA